GGCCAACCAUUAAGAGAGCAGGACGUUUGGUAAAGUCGUGGUGAUACAGUGAUAGAGACAGUGAAAAAAAAAAAAAAAUACAAAGUGACGAAAACAAGCAGACAUUUAAAGUAGUUACAGAGACUACAGCAGCAAGAGCCACGGAACACGCCAGAAACAUCGCCUUUUUCCACGUGGUGCCGCCCAGCCUCCGCCACCCAAGCGGGGCAAAUUAGCAGCAUGCACGCAAGCAGGCCGGGCCGCUGGAGCCUGACACACUCCACUCAGAGGCGGCCUGUCGACGGUAAAUACUGGCUCGGCGAAGCUUACGAGGAGGAAAGAAAAUCUGUGGCGACAUAAAGGUCUUCAUAAACAGCAGCCGAGACACAGCAGAUGAGGACCGUGGCGAGCUGACAAGAGUAAUGGACGUCCCAACAAUGCUGGCCGUAAUUCUGUACUUUUUCAUACCCUCAGCAACGUCGGGAGCCAUUCUAAACGACGAGGCUGGCGGCCACCACCCCUACCAGCACAACUCGCUCCCGCCCUUCGUGGACGUGUUGCCCCCCGGACCCUUCUAUGACGUGGAGAGGUCGGCCAACGUCACUGCUCUCGUGGACCAGCCCGCGGAGCUCAACUGCCGCGUGAACAAGAUCGGCAACAGAACAGUAUCGUGGCUGCGGCACCGGGACACACACCUGCUGACGGUGGGGCCCUACACGUAUACAUCCGACCAGAGGUUCCGCGCCGUGCACACCCCGGGUUCCGAGGACUGGACGCUGACGGUGAAGUUCGCUCAAGUGCGGGACUCUGGCAUGUACGAGUGCCAAGUGUCCACCACCCCGCCCAUGAGGCAUUACAUCUGGCUCACUGUUGUAGAGCCCAAAACGACCAUAUUUGGGGGCCCGGACGUCUUCAUCAACCGGGGCAGCAACAUCAACCUGACCUGCGUGGUGGACUACACGCCCAAGCCGCCAUCUUACGUCAUUUGGAAACACAACAGUAAGGUGAUCACGUACGACAGUGAGCGAGGCGGCGUGAGCGUGGUGACGGAGAAGGGUCCACGCACCACCACGAACUUGUUGGUGCGCGGCGCCUUCCCCAAGGACUCCGGCACCUACUCCUGUAAUCCCAGCAGCGCACCAGUCGCCGAGGUGGUCGUCCAUAUCCUGAACGGCGAACACCCUGAGGCGAUGCAGCAUGGCGGGCACUCCCCCUCCGAGGUGUCUGCGCUGCUGCUGGGGGCCGCCGUCACCCUGGCCGCCGCACUCAAUUAGGUCCGGGAGUGGGCAGAAUCACCCUCACCACAGGACGCGACGCACACUCCCGCUCCUGAUCACCGCGGCGAAACAAGGACCACUAAUCGCUUCGGACAGAGCAGCGAACUCUGGUGUGGUGCUUCGGAGCUUCGGGUUCAGCCUACGUGCGUCACUGCUUCGAACUCCCUCGUCACGGAACACUUAAAAUCGUACACUCGAGUCUCCCGCGCGUGUACCAGUGCGUGGGGAUGAAACGUUCUAUUUGCUCAGUCGAUUUAAAGUUUGGCCUCCGCGUGACAGCAAGUGCAAGUGAUGUAAAGAAUGGACUUAAAAAUAAACUUAGGACGAGCGGACUGAUGGAAAUUGAGGUGCAAAUAAAGUCACAGAUUGAAAACAUGGGAAAAUAUACUUGAGAGAGACUUGCUGAAACAAACUUUGUCUCUGACGCUCUUAUACUCCCCAACCCCCCAUCCACAGCCGUGAUCCGAUCCCCCUCCUCCUCUCCUUGGAUACCCUCCGGCUCACCGCCUCCACCACCACCACCACCAUCAUCACCACCAUCGCUGGCCUGGACUGGCAAGAAUAACAGGAAAUAAGAUUACCACAAGAAAGACUGAUCCCUCACAUACGAAAUAAAACUUUCAAACGGCGUCCUCUUCCCGAAGACGCACAAAAAAGGCACACACACAAAAAAGGGGCCUCCUGCUCUCCAACCUCAAGGCAAGAAAGAGUAUGCUCAUAAUUCACGACACACACAAACACACACACACACACACACACACACAUACACGUUUCUCACACUAUACACGAGAGCCUCCCCAAAAUUACUGGAAGAUAAAAUGAAACAACGAAAAUCUCAAGGCACAACUUCCAUGAAACAACAGCGAACACCGUAACAAAAAUAGAAUGAGAGAGAGAGAGAGAGAGAGAGAGAGAGAGAGAGAGAGAGAGAGAGAGAGAGAGAGAGAGAGAGAGAGAGAGAGAGCAGAGGAGCAAGAACAACACAGGCCUUACCCCUCCGCCCCCUCAACAAAGUGUCCUCGCACCCAAGCGCGGCCGACGACGGGCCACGGUUUUUCACAACUUGAGUUUCUGCAAAAUUAUGAGGACCGACACAGUUCCAGGAAAUAAUGGAAGAGAAGUGUGGAGGUGAGAGGAAGGGAGGGAGGAGGAGGAAAGGAGGAGGAGGAGGAGGAGGAGGAGGAGGAGGAGGAGGAGGAGGAGGAGGAGGAGGAGGAGGAGGAGGAAGAGUUACGUGAAGGAACGUAUGGCGGGGGAGGAAAGAAGUGAGAGAGCCUCCCAAAACGACUAUAUUGUAAAGAAGAGUGGAAAGGAGGAAGUGGAGGAGGAAGAAGAGGAGGAGAAGAAGGCGGAGGAGAAGGUGGAGGAGGAACGAAGAAACUUGUCGUAAUGGAAAGAGACGGAAAAGAGAACGUGAAAUAAAAGUGUUAGAGAAGAAAAGAUAUGAAAGACGAUACAACUUGAGGCGGAGAUGUGAAAUUUGAAGUAAAUAUUAAUUACGAAGAUAAGAAAAUAAAGAUAUUACGUGCCAGAGGGAGAGGCGGAGACAGUGGACGAUGAGAUAUGAAAAAAGUGAUGGUUUAUGCUUCGUAUCUAAGUGAGCGUGAAAAAGAGAGAAAGAAGGAAAGAAAGAAAAAAAUUAUAUAUAUAAACGCAAAGAAAAAAGGGACUCAGGAGAGAAAGAAAAAAGAGAAAAUGGAUGAAAACUAAAUUAAUGCCAUGUGGAGGAGAACUAUCGUGAACAAUGACAUUUAAGGGAACGUGUGAGGACAAAAAAAAAAAAAAAGAAUAGCCAAAUUCAAAUGCCAAUGCAUUUCCUAAAUAAUGAAAGUAGACAUCGAUCAGUGACGCACAGAACACGUCAGUCACCCGGGAACCAAUAGCGAGGCAGGGUGACAAACGGUGCGAGUGAGUUAAGCAAGAAUCAAGCACAAGUACGAGUUAGCAUAAACUCACAACAAAAAUAAUAAGAGGGUCCAGGUAGAACUGAAUAAAGAGUAACGUAAACACUUUCUUUAAUCAAGGUAGGAGUAAGGACGGACUGGUGUUGGAGAGGUCAAAAGUGAGAAGGGCGAGGAUACUCAUGACCCUUAAGGCUGAGGUGACUGUGACCUUCCCACCACCUGUGUCUCUGAGGCAGGACUAAGUUGCCGGCGCAGGACGACAGACGGCGUUUGUGUGGGCCGCUGCCGAGAUGUACAAUAAACUGUGAAUACUAUUUAAUGCUCCAAACUUAUUUAGCGUAGAGGUAAGGAUCCCCGCCCGGCCGGCAGGACUGUGAGGCGGCAGAGCUGAGUGACGUGUGUUGCGUUGGAGUAGCGAGGCGAGACAGCUUCCCUCUGGCCCUGACGUUUUCCUUUAUUUAUCCUCCUUUUUAUGGUGACGGGAAGUUUACGUGGUUUGACGGGACGGGACGCCGAUCUUGUAUAAGAAGCGAGAGCGAUAAGAGAUAUUUUUCACCACGUUUCGAGAUACAACUAACUUCUCUCCAUGUAGACGUUAAUAUAGUGGCACGUGCGACUACUGCUACUGCUACUGCUGAUGUUCUACGUGUGUGUGGGAGUCCCUGAGGAGUGGUCGUCCCUCUUUGUUACUGUUAUUAUUACGAGUUACCUUGCUUUGAUUCCUUUCCUUUCAUCCCAAUCGCUUCGUGUGUACAUAUUCGCCUUUCUGAAAAAAAAAAAAAAAAGUCGACCGCAUCGAAAGGGAUAUAUACGUAUAUGCAUAUAUAUAUUUUCUUUUUUCGACGAUAUAGAUGACGGUAGUUAUUAUACGUACAAGAACAUGGUGAUCUAAUUUGUACAUUGACCUAAAAAUACAGAAUUGGACACAAACCACCUGCCUGUCUGUCUGUUUGUCUGUCUGUCUGUCUGUGUCUGUCUACAUGUUACCACAUUCUUUCAUUCACGGAACUCAACCAGCGCAUUUGUCUCUCAAGGACAUAUUACCACGAUAAGCCUUAGUUACCUCCCCCUUCCACGAGGUCCUGGACACGGCGCCGACAUGAGGCAGCUGCGGACACCACCUGAGUCCUACUCCACGUCCUCAGUAGAGGAGAUUAUAAGAGGAAGUGGAUUAUCUUGUGUUUUCUUGAUUCAGAUUCUUUACUUGAUUCCACAGCUUCACACACCUACGUACCUACCUACACACACACACACACACACACACACACACACACACACACACACACACACAGACAGACACACACACACAUGCACAAACUUUCCACAUCCAUCUAUCGUUUUUGUUUCCCACUACUCUCCAUCCCCAAUUCUAAGGCCUCUCUCUCCUUAUUUAUUUAUCUUUUUUAAUGUCCACAGCACCACAUCACGUCGGCACUCUACCACACAAUCACCGUCACCAUCACUACCACACUUCCUGUCCACCUUCUCACCUCCACUUCACCUUUUCACCUUCACCUAGCCAUUCUUCAUCUCGUUACUCAGCUUCUGCAUCACAUUUAUCACAUUCACCAUCACUGGCCCUUUGUAUGUCAUCACCAUCCCAUAUACACCGCGUAGUCACCUCCACCACCACCAUCACAACCACCACCACCAAUACAACCUCUCACUACUGCAAUAUCUCGUAUUUAAGAAUUCUCACGUCAUAAUAAUAAUAAUCACCAUGACACUAAGACAUUCAAAUAAAUACUUAAGUUUCCAGCCGUUCAGAAAGCUAUUGCUACCACCACCACCACAAGCACUACCACCACCACCACCACCACCACCAAACUACCGCAUGACCACAUUGCGAAUUACGUUCCUGCGCUCCAGAUUUUGUGCUUAAUCUAGUUACAAAUAAUUGAGUCAGAAAUUAAGAUGCAAUUUUGUUCCAAGUCAGGUAAUCGCCGAAUGGAUUUACGGCUGAGGAUCCUGAUUGUGUGCGAGGAAGGGAAGAGGGCAGUGAAGGAAAAUGGAGAAAUGGAAAUGAGGAGGAAGGGAUAAAUGCGAAGUGGAUGGAAUGAGGCGCAGAGGGAAGGGACAGAGAUACGAAACGUUCAUUAUUUCUAAGGAUUACGUGAGAAAUAAACGGAAAGGGAAGGAAGGGACCAUUACCGAUACAAAAUUCAGAAAUAUAUGUGUGCUUAAUGGAUAUGCUAAACAGGAAAAUAUUGGUAAAAGUCACUCCAAUCUCAAACCUUCAAAUAAAUAAAAAAAAAAAAAAAAAAACUCAAUUAAAUUCGACAAAAAAAAAAAAAAGUAACGAAGAAAAUAUAUAAUGAAUUAUACCAGUUUCAGGGGAAAAUAUCUUGAAUUAAUAGGACUUCAAAGGACACAGACAUGCAUUAAUCAGACAGGUACAUUAUGGCCGAGAGAGGAAGACGCGCGUGACCAAGCUACAGGCCGAGGCAUGUUAUAAUAACCCCUGUUGUUAUGUUAUUGUGUUCUCACGUUCUGCUGAGGCUCGGGCAUCUUAGGGCUCGGACGCACGGCACACGCAGCUGUCUUAGAAAACACCUGCGUGGCCUGCCAACAGUACCCUUCCCGUUCCCAGCUCGGUCACCUGUGUAACAUAUUAUCCAUCUUAACGCGUCUCUUUGUGAUUGCAGACACCGCGCUCACGCUGGAGGGCGCCGCGCCUGUACAUUACCUCACGGAUUGUUCUUUGUAAUGACCAAACAUCCAGCAAUGUGCGGCGGCAGUGACGAACACGAGGAGGGACACAGACCCAACACUCCAAGUCUCUUUUUACAUAUCGACUGUGUAGCGUGACGCCGCCUCACCCUCACGCCCGGUGGCUCAUUCUGUGUGUGGACGUUUUGUAAAAUAAAGUUUGUAAAUACA
Scylla paramamosain (green mud crab) is the source of this 6040-nucleotide messenger RNA. Its product is annotated as neurotrimin-like. Gene Ontology annotation, biological process: synapse organization. The transcript is spliced from 7 exons. The record is from RefSeq and is a predicted model, not a curated record. NCBI's taxonomy places the organism in Eukaryota, Metazoa, Arthropoda, Malacostraca, Decapoda, Portunidae. The coding region runs from base 402 to 1253 and encodes 283 amino acids. Gene Ontology annotation, cellular component: neuron projection membrane.